Messenger RNA from Sesamum indicum (sesame), 515 nucleotides. Its product is annotated as calcium-binding protein PBP1. Gene Ontology annotation, molecular function: calcium ion binding. NCBI's taxonomy places the organism in Eukaryota, Viridiplantae, Streptophyta, Magnoliopsida, Lamiales, Pedaliaceae. The record is from RefSeq and is a predicted model, not a curated record.
CUCUCUCUCUCUUUCCUUGAAAUCCUCCACCCCCUUUUCAGCUUCUACAUAUAUAUAUAAAUUCCUCCAGUUUUCCCAUUAAUCUGUAUUCUCCCCAAUAACCCUUCACUUCUCUUUACAUUUCAACACAGAGAGAGAGAGAGAGAGAGAGAGGAAAGGAAGGAUUAAUGGCUGGCCGAAAGAUGAAUGAGUUUCAAGACAUGUUGCCUGUGAUGGCAGAUAAGUUGGGUGGGGAAGGACUGAUAGGAGAGCUCUGCAAAGGGUUUAGGCUGCUGAUGGACAGUGAGAAAGGGCUCAUCACAUUUCAAAGCCUGAAAAGGAAUUCAGCUCUUCUGGGGCUCCAAGAUUUGGGGGAUGACGAGUUGCAGAGCAUGUUGAAUGAGGGCGAUCUCGACGGCGAUGGCGCGCUUGAUCAGAUGGAGUUCUGUGUGCUUAUGUUCAGAUUAAGCCCAGAACUGAUGCAGCAGUCUGAGGCUUUGUUGGGCAGGAGUUCUGCUUGUUUUGGCAGAAAAUGA